Messenger RNA from Malaclemys terrapin pileata, 546 nucleotides. It is a transcript of the gene FAM237A, whose product is annotated as family with sequence similarity 237 member A. The transcript has 2 exons. Bases 1 to 546 code for a protein of 181 amino acids. The record is from RefSeq and is a predicted model, not a curated record. Lineage: Eukaryota; Metazoa; Chordata; Testudines; Emydidae.
AUGGAUCCUGGGAACAGAGGAAGAAUUCACUCCGUGAGACUUAUCUGCUCUCUGUUAAUCAUGGGAGUGUUUUGUGUGACUCCUUUCUUCUGCCACAGCCAAAAUGAUCCACUGGCCCUUGGCCGAGCUGAUCCCCAGUGCUGGGAGUUCUCCACAGCUGCCUUGCUGGAGAUGAGGAAGCCACGUAUUUCUGACUCAGUCAGUGGCUUUUGGGACUUUAUGAUCUUCCUGAAGUCAUCAGAGAACUUGAAGCAUGGGGCUCUGUUCUGGGACCUGGCUCAGCUCUUCUGGGAUAUCUAUGUAGACUGUGUGCUCUCCAGAACCCAUGGCCUAGGGAGGAGGCAACUGGCGGAGGCUGAACAGAAAAUCACAGCUCUGCAUUCUCAGCUCACAGAGCAAAAGCAAGGGACAUUUUCUCACAAUCAGAGGACACGAGUGCUGAACAAGAAAGAGCUGAUUGAAGACUUAAGCAUCCAUGUGCACAAGAGUGGAUCUGCAUUACUCCGAAGAGUUAUUGGAGGGCUAGGGAUAAAGAGGAAACAAUGA